Molecule: messenger RNA, 643 nt
Organism: Bursaphelenchus okinawaensis
Lineage: Eukaryota; Metazoa; Nematoda; Chromadorea; Rhabditida; Aphelenchoididae
Source: the annotation of a GenBank genome assembly
AUGCGGUUAGAAAAGUGUUAUUUUUGCUCCAGCACAGUCUACCCUGGUCAUGGUAUGACAUUCGUCAGAAACGAUAACACAGUAAGUUUUGAGUAUAUCGAUUUUAGGUAUCUCGCUAUUUUUUUAAUGAAUUUUCACCUUUUUUCUUGUGUCUCAUGUAUGUUUUGUGUCUUGUAUUCUAAAAUCAUUAUUUUCUUUUAGGUAUUCAAAUUUUGCCGUGCAAAAUGUAACAAACUGUUCAAGAAGAAGAAGAACCCGAGAAAGUUGAGAUGGACAAAGGCUUCACGCCGACUUCGAGGCAAAGAAUUGACAGACGACACAGUGCUACAGCUGGAGAAACGCCGGAAUGAGCCAACAAAAUACGAACGAGCUUUGUGGAAGGAUGCGAGUAAGUUUUGUUACCUAAAACUUGAUUUACCUUGUUAUUUUAGUCAAUGUGAUGAAAGAAACUCAUGAUGUAAAGCAGAAACGCUAUGCUCACUUGAUCACCACAUCGGUGAAACCCGGAAAACAAAUCACGAAGACAAACAGAUUAGAACAGGCCAAGAAGAAGAGUUAUUUGCUUCGUUCAGCUGCCGCUGACGAGGUUUAUGUACAGGAAGAGGAGAUCAAGCAGGAGGAGAAAGAGAUGGAGACGGCAUGA